AUGCCGACAAAGCCGAGUGAUUCCUUCCGAAAGCCCAGCCCCAUUUCCGCCCACCACCAUAUAGAACGAAUUCCGGGCGGAGCUCGGCGGGGAAUAAAGGCCCAGUCGAGGCUUCCCAUUGGCUUCAGCUCGUAUUGUGUCGGAUCCCGGGAUCCCCGCCCCACCUCGACAUUUCCCUCGCCUACCCAGCAAAAAAUUUUUUCUGGCGAUGUUUGUCGAGCGAAGCUGCACGAGCGCCCCAAUUUUCGCGGCGAGGAAAUGCAUCUGGUGGUCUUGAAUCACAAGAGCAAGACAAAGAAAGACAUCGGCAACAGCCACGACGUUUUGUCGGGCGACGAGGGCAUGAGUUUGGUGGCGUUGGCGCCGAGUGGAACUGAAACCCGAGUCUCUUCGUGGAAUCGAGGCAACAGCCAUCUGCGCAUCGUCUUUUCCCAGUCCCCGAAUCGUUACAACGCUACAACAGCAAGCUUUUUUUCUUGCGAUGUUCGUCAAGCAAAGCUGCACGAGCGCCCCAAUUUUCGCGGCGAGGAAACGCAUCUGCCGUUGUCGGUGCUGCAAAACAGCCCGCUGCUCCCGUACUCAAACCACCGCAACCGCGGCUCACCUUGGGCGUGUUGCUCACCGCCGGGCUCAGUGGCGGCCGAAGUGCACGACGUGACACCAGUGCCAGUGUCUCAGCAGUACCACUACUUCCACCACAACCCGCACCACCAGCCUGCUCAGCAGUACACGCAGCUCCACUCUGUGUCGCACCAUGACGUCUACUGCGAUCCUGACCCAGGGUAUUUGACACACUGGUCUCAGCCAGACGGAUCCUCGCAGUCCGAGUUCAUCAUGAGCGAGUACACCACACUGUACCCAGAAUACGAUUACCAGCAACAGAGGUUCGAUCCCGGAUCCGUCACACCGACUCCGUGCCACGUGACGAUGCCACCUCUGCCGCACAACCACCAUCACCACCUUUCCUACAAAGAACGGCGCCGGACUCAGAGCAUCAACAACGCCUUCGCGGACUUGCGAGAAUGCAUCCCGAAUGUGCCGUCCGACACGAAGCUUUCCAAGAUCAAGACUCUGCGUCUGGCCACCAGCUACAUAGCGUAUCUCAUGGACUUGCUGAGCACGGAUGAGGCCGGGGCGGUGGGAUUCCCGAGCUUCGCGACAACGGCGGCGGCGGCGGCGGCGGCUGCAGCUGCGGCGGCCGCGGCGGCGAACCAACUGCAGCAUUCGUCACGGAACAGCAACAGCAGUGGCGGCGGCGGCGGCGGUGGCGGAAGGGACUCUGAUAGUUCGUACUCCAAGUCGCCGUCGAUGCAGCAAUCGUGUGGAAGUCCGAUCACCAUGUCGCCGCCGGCAACGCCGACUGGCUACGGGGCGUCCCCACAAUACGACGAUGGCGUACCCGAUGACGAAAUUCGGAUUAAGGUGUCGGGCUGCGUAAUGCGGGUCCCAAUCUCGAUAAUACGACCGCUGCUCAUCCCGAACCCCGUGGCCCUGGUUUUUAUUCGAGUGGGGAGGGUCAUUCAUCGUGUUGCUGCCGCCAUCCACCGUUGUGAAAUACCGCCGCGAGCGUGUUUUGAUCUCGCAAGAGGCGGCGAGAUUAAUACACUCGGCAUCAUUGUUGUUGGGGUCCUGGGGCUUGCCUCUUUGUAUUUUGACGAGAGCAGCGAGGAUUUACGCAACCAGCUUGUGUUUUGCAUGCAAUUUUUGAAGCCAUCCCCGGGAAUGAAUGUUUAA
This is a messenger RNA of Notodromas monacha, 1734 nucleotides long. NCBI's taxonomy places the organism in Eukaryota, Metazoa, Arthropoda, Ostracoda, Podocopida, Cyprididae. The record is from the annotation of a GenBank genome assembly.